This is a messenger RNA of Ostreococcus tauri, 3099 nucleotides long. RefSeq names its product Helicase, C-terminal. NCBI's taxonomy places the organism in Eukaryota, Viridiplantae, Chlorophyta, Mamiellophyceae, Mamiellales, Bathycoccaceae. Gene Ontology annotation, cellular component: chromatin; nucleus. The coding region runs from base 1 to 3099 and encodes 1032 amino acids. Gene Ontology annotation, molecular function: nucleosome binding; ATP-dependent chromatin remodeler activity; ATP hydrolysis activity. Gene Ontology annotation, biological process: regulation of transcription by RNA polymerase II; nucleosome organization. The record is from RefSeq and is a predicted model, not a curated record. The transcript has 2 exons.
AUGAGCGCCGACGCGAACGCGAACGUGGACGAACACAUCGAUCCCGAGGACGAGAUCGCGUUCGAAGACGCGGGAGACGAUGACCGGGACACGGCGAACGGGACGCCGACGAGCGACUACGACUCCGACGCGGAUUACGCCGCGGAUGAGGAUCAUCCGAUGUCGCCCGGGGUGAAGGAAGUGGCCAAGGCGGAGCGAGAGCGCUUACGAGCGCUCAAGCGAGAGCAGCAGGCGGAGCUCGAGCGGGUUCGUGAGGAUCAGAACAAGGCGAUCGCACAGGAUAGCAAGGCUGGGAAGUGGAAGUACCUGCUGGCGCAGACCGAGGUGUUCGCACAUUUCUUGUCGGGGACUAAGGCGGCGAAGGAAGCGGCGAACAAGGGGAAGCGUGGUAAAAACAAGAGCCACGCUGCGGAGGAGUCGGAGGACGCUGAGCUUGUUGAACACGCAGAGGAUUACCAAGCGGUUCGUUUGACGGUGCAGCCGAGCUGCAUCAAGUUUGGUAAGAUGCGAGAGUACCAGCUCGCCGGUCUCAACUGGAUGAUUCGUCUGUUCGACCACGGGAUCAACGGCAUCUUGGCUGACGAAAUGGGUCUCGGUAAGACGCUGCAAACGAUUUCUCUUCUCGGUUACCUGCACGAGUAUCGUGGCAUCACCGGACCUCAUAUGGUCGUUGUCCCUAAAUCCACGCUUGGCAACUGGAUGAACGAGUUCAAGCGCUGGUGCCCGGUGAUUCGUACUUUCAAGUUUCACGGGAACGCCGAGGAGCGCGAGGCGCUCAAGGCCAAGUACUUGGUUCCAGGUGGUUUCGACGUGUGCGUGACUUCUUAUGAGAUGGUCAUCAAGGAAAAGAACGCCCUUAAAAGGUUCCACUGGAGAUACAUCAUCAUCGACGAGGCUCACCGCCUGAAGAACGAAAACUCGCGCCUCUCCCUCGUCCUCCGAACCAUGAGCGCGAACAACCGAAUGCUCAUCACGGGUACGCCGCUUCAGAACAACCUCCAUGAGCUGUGGGCUCUGCUCAACUUCUUGCUUCCAGAGGUGUUCGGUAACGCCGGGCAGUUCGAAGAGUGGUUUGGUAACGUUGAGGAUGGCGAGGAAGGUGGAUCUGACGCCGUUGUACAGCAACUUCAUAAGGUUCUGCGACCCUUCUUGCUGCGACGACUCAAGACCGAGGUUGAGACCAGUCUGCCGCCAAAAAAGGAAACGAUUCUCAAGAUUGGGAUGACUGAGAUGCAAAAGACGUUCUACAAGCGCAUUUUACAGAAGGACAUCGAUAUCGUAAACAGUGGCGCCGACAGAUCUCGCCUCCUGAAUAUCGUCAUGCAGCUCAGAAAGUGCUGCAACCACCCGUACUUGUUCCAAGGCGCCGAGCCCGGCCCGCCGUACAUCACGGGUGAUCACCUAAUCGAGAGCUCUGGUAAGCUCGCGCUUUUGGACAAGCUUCUUCCUCGUCUAAUGGAACGUGGCAGCCGAGUUUUGAUUUUCUCUCAGAUGACUCGUUUGCUUGACAUUUUGGAAGACUACAUGAUGUACCGCAGAUAUCAAUACUGCCGCAUUGAUGGGAGCACCGACGGCGAGACUCGGGAAAAUCACAUCGACGCCUUCAACAAGGAAGGUUCUGAGAAGUUUGCGUUCUUGCUUUCGACGCGUGCCGGGGGCUUGGGUAUCAACCUUGCGACCGCCGAUACCGUCAUCAUCUACGAUAGCGACUGGAACCCGCAAAUGGAUCUUCAAGCGAUGGAUCGUGCGCACCGCAUCGGUCAGAAGAAGGAGGUACAAGUGUUCCGCUUCUGUACCGAUGGUUCCGUUGAGGAGAAGGUGAUCGAGAAGGCGUACAAGAAGCUCGCACUCGAUGCUCUCGUCAUUCAGCAAGGUCGACUGCAAGAAAACAAGAAGAAUCUCGGUAAGGAUGAACUCCUGUCCAUGGUUCGAUUCGGCGCUGAAAAGAUUUUUGACUCGUCCAGUACCGCCGUCACUGAAGAAGACAUCGACGCCAUCAUGGCUCGUGGUGAGGAAGAGACGAAGGCUCUUAACAGCAAGAUGCAAGGUUUCACGGAGAAGGCAAUCCAGUUCUCUAUGGGUGCUGAGAACUCGCUGUACGAGUUUGCAGACGAAGAAGACAAGCCAGCUGCGCUGCCAGAGGGCAUCGACAUGAAGACAAUCAUUAGUAGCAACUGGAUCGAUCCGCCGAAGCGCGAACGCAAGAAGAACUAUAACGAAACUGAUUACUACCGCAACGCGAUGGCUCAAUCCGCUCGCCCAGCGAAGGCUGCCGGACCCAAGAUUGCCAAGCUGCAGCAAAUGAACGAUUUCCAAUUCUACAACACGUCGCGCAUCCAAGAAAUCUAUGACAAGGAUGUCAGACGCAAGACGUACGAGUGGAACAAGGAAAACGAGAAGAAGAAAGAUGAUCAGGAAGCUCCAGUCGAGGAGAAAGAAGAGCCCAACGCUCCUCAGCCAAUCACGGACGAAGAGAAGGCCGAGAUGGACACCUUGCUGAACCAAGGUUUCACGGAGUGGAGUCGACGAGAUUUCCAGGCUUUCUGCCGCCUCAGUGAAAAGUACGGUCGCGAUUCGUUGGACUCCAUCGCGAGCGAGCUGGAAGGAAAGACGUUGAAGGAAGUCAAGGAUUACGCCGCCGUGUUCUGGCAACGUUAUAAGGAAGUCGCCGAUCACCAGCGCAUCAUCAGUAACAUCGAAAAGGGUGAGCAAAAGAUCCAGCGUCAGCACGACAUGCUCAAGGCUGUGCGCGAAAAGAUCGCCAUGUACAAGAACCCUUGGCGUGAGCUCAAGAUAACGUACGGUCCGAACAAGUUCAAGUCGUUCACUGAGGAGGAAGACAGGUUCUUGUUGUGCUCCAUCCCAGAGGUGGGUUUCGGCAACUGGGACGAACUCAAGGCACAAAUUCGCCAACAUUGGCAGUUCCGCUUUGAUUGGUUCAUCAAGAGUCGAACGCCGAAGGAGCUCGGGCGCCGCGUCGAGACGUUGAUUUCGCUCAUAGAGAAAGAGAGCACGCAAACAGACAAGAAGCGCGACGCAGACACGGAGGCCAACGACGAUGACUCGGCGAAAAAGCCGAAGACUGAAAUCGAAGCGUAG